Stegastes partitus (bicolor damselfish) is the source of this 1419-nucleotide messenger RNA. It is a transcript of the gene lhx9, whose product is annotated as LIM homeobox 9. The record is from RefSeq and is a predicted model, not a curated record. Gene Ontology annotation, molecular function: RNA polymerase II transcription regulatory region sequence-specific DNA binding; DNA-binding transcription factor activity, RNA polymerase II-specific. Gene Ontology annotation, cellular component: nucleus. Gene Ontology annotation, biological process: regulation of transcription by RNA polymerase II; neuron differentiation. NCBI's taxonomy places the organism in Eukaryota, Metazoa, Chordata, Actinopteri, Pomacentridae.
AUGUCCUGUGUUUUAAUUGACGCUCCAACUCGAACUGUAGCUCAGAAAACGAGGAACAGCCCCCCAUCUACCGGCAGCGUCUCCUCUGUAGCCGCACAGUCCGGAGCUGCUCAGGCUGCGCGCUGCACAGGGAGCUCACACACCGCCACAGCCGCAGAGCCUCAGAGCCCAGUUGGAUGCGCUGAGAGAGCGGGGCGCAGCGCUACAGCGGUACAGUAUAUGGAAGUUGUGGGCUGCAAGACAGAGGCAGGCAGUUGCACGUUGCGUCCAGGACCGGGAGCCAUGCUUUUCCACGGGAUCUCCGGGGAUCACAUCCAAGGGAUCAUGGAGGAGAUGGAGAGGAGGUCGAAGACGGAGUCGCGCCUGGCGAAGGGCAUGCAGCUCAACGGGAGAGAGUCGACCAUGCCUUCUAUGAGCCCGGAGAAGCCUGCCCUGUGUGCCGGCUGUGGCGGCAAGAUUUCGGACAGAUACUACCUCCUGGCCGUGGACAAACAGUGGCACCUGCGGUGUCUCAAAUGCUGUGAAUGUAAACUAGCGCUGGAGUCGGAGCUAACGUGUUUUGCCAAGGAUGGGAGUAUCUACUGCAAGGAGGAUUACUACAGAAGGUUCUCCGUGCAGAGGUGCGCGCGCUGCCACCUCGGGAUUUCAGCCUCGGAGAUGGUGAUGCGAGCGCGCGACUCCGUGUACCACCUGAGCUGCUUCACGUGCACCACCUGCAACAAGACCCUGACCACCGGAGACCACUUCGGCAUGAAGGACAGCCUGGUGUACUGCCGGCUGCACUUCGAGACGCUGGUGCAGGGACCGGACUACCACCCCCAGCUCAACUUCGCCGAGCUGGCAGCGAAGGGCGGCGGCCUCGCGCUGCCCUACUUCAACGGCACCGGCACGGCGCAGAAGGGGAGGCCGCGCAAGAGGAAGAGCCCGGCCAUGGGGAUAGAUAUACCCAGCUACAACACAGGCUGCAACGAGAACGACACCGAUCACUUGGACCGGGACCAGCAGGCCUACGCUCCAACACAGAAGACCAAACGCAUGCGGACCUCCUUCAAGCACCAUCAGCUGCGGACAAUGAAAUCCUACUUUGCCAUCAACCACAACCCGGAUGCCAAGGACUUAAAGCAGCUGGCCCAGAAAACAGGCCUCACUAAGAGAGUUCUACAGGUUUGGUUCCAAAACGCAAGAGCCAAAUUCAGAAGGAACGUUUUGCGACAGGAGAAUGGAGGUGUUGAUAAGGCUGAUGGCACCUCACUCCCUCCACCCUCAUCCGACAGUGGGGCCCUGACCCCCCCCUCCAGCGCGGCCACACUAACAGACCUGACAAACCCCUCUAUCACUGUAGUGACCUCCGUCACCUCUAGUUUGGACAGCCAUGAUUCGGGGAGCCCUUCGCAAACUACCUUGACAAACCUUUUCUAA